UUUUUUUUGUGUGUGUGUCAUUCUCGUAACAACACAGAAUGGUUACAACUUAAUUUAUUGCUUUGCUCUCAAAAGAGCAAAACACUGAUAUUCUGUUGCGGCCAAAGGGAAUAAGAUCGUCCAGAACUUUGAUCUCAGUACCAAUAACAUAAAAUAUGAAGGUGUUUAUAACAUUGCUUUGUUUAUCCCUGGCCCUUGCCGAACCACCAGUCGGCGAUGGCUACGCUGCGGCACGAUCUGGACAUGAUCAUCAUCACGAUCACGGCCAUGGUUUUGGAUCACAACGGUCACUGUCUCAAGGAUAUUCUGCACCGUCAGCACGAAGCUUUGGAUCGUCCCGCAACGCCAUCUCCCAAGAAUAUGGAGCACCCAGCUUCCGUGACGCUCCGUCGACACAAUACGGGGCUCCUAACGCUAGAAGUGGUCUUUCACAAGAGUACGGUCUGCCAAAUGCAAGGAGUGGAAUUUCCCAAGAGUACGGAGCGCCCGCAGCCAGAGGUCUCUCCCAAGAAUAUGGCGCCCCCUCCGCCCAUGGAGCAGCACCUAGUUUAAGAAGUGGUCUCUCCCAAGAAUACGGCCCCCCAGGUCUCUCUGCUAGAACUCCAUCUCAGCAGUACGGCGCUCCAGACUUCCGGUCCACUCCCUCAGAAGAAUACGGUGUACCAUCACAAAGAAGCUUCGGUUCUCAAAGCUUUGGUGCUCCAUCUCAGAGCUAUGGGGCUCCAAACGCUCGCAACUCUCAAUUUCGCUCCACUCCCUCUCAGCAAUAUGGUGCCCCAUCAGCUCGCGCCAACGACAUCUCCCAAAGCUACGGCGCUCCCAGAUCUUCCUCUAAAUCUUCCCACGUCUCUCGAAGCUUCUCUUCCUUCGGCAGUGCUCGUACCCCGUCGCAAUCUUACGGAGCCCCAUCUUCUCGUUCUCUUUCCACUCAGUAUGGCGUGCCUGAAUCGAGGAAUGCUAACUCGUAUUCCCAAGGCUUUAGGUCUCUUUCGCAAUCUUAUGGCGCUCCUUCCGCUGGUGCGCGUGGUGUUUCUGAUUCCUACCUUCCUCCUAGUGCAAGAGGACUUUCCCAGGAGUACGGAGCACCAUCAAGCAGGGCUACAGAUUUGAACACCAACGCUUUCGCCUCUUCGUACGCAUCUGCCAGGUCGUCACCUUCGACUAAGUAUGGCGCGCCAUCUGCCCGCGAUGUCAUGCCUUCGGAAGAAUAUGGCGUCCCUGAACAAUACAAUUCAUUGUCCAGCCAGGGGUACAAUUACGCAAGGAACUCUAUUGACGAAUUGCUCAAUCAGGAACCGGCCAAUUACGAUUUCGGGUACAAAGUUAAUGACUACAUAAGCGGAAGCGAUUUUGGACACUCUGAAAGCAGGCAAGAGAACCGAGCGGAGGGCAGUUACUUCGUCGUUUUACCUGAUGGCACCAAACAGGUGGUGGAAUACGAAGCUGAUGAGCGAGGUUUCAAGCCCAGGAUCUCAGUGGAGCCAGCAGACGCGUCGGGCAGCGGUGGCUACGAUGAUAACGCGUCAGACCUGUCCAGGUCUGGUGAUGGGCCGUAUUAAUGAUGAUUACUGAGUACCCGAUGGAAAAUAACAGAUCGGCAUGGUAUAGCAAUGGACUUGGUUCGAAUUCGGUAUUAUUAAUCGACAUAUAUUGUGUUUUUCUUUAUGUAUAUUUUUUAUAAUACUUUUUUUUUUGGUGUAUGUUGUAAAAAAUAUUGUAAAAAAAUAGUUUUAUUUAUAUUAAGCUAUGUACUUUGGUAUUUUAUUUAUAUUAUGGACAUACUUAUAAGAUAAUUGUCAAAACGGGUUUUAUAUUAAUAUUUUUUUUCAAAAUAAAAUAUAUAUAUUGUAUAUUUGUAAAAAGAAAAUUCUAUAUCGUAAUAUGUAUUUGAAAAAUAUUUAAUAAUUACUUUAAAAACACAUAUACAGUUUUGAUACAAUUACAUGAUAAAUAAGUAGGUAUUUAUUUGUGAUAUACUUUAUAGCAAUUUUAUAUGUUAUUAUUUUCCUACACACUUAUAUAUUAUUUAGAAAAACAUAAAGAGUAGUAAAAAUAAUAAAUAAUAGUCUAUUGCUUUUAAUAAAUGUAAAAAAAAAAUACAUAAAAUGUCUCAAAGGCAUUUUGUUAAGAAGAUUCCUCAUGUGGACCAAUUUGAACGAAUAUGGAACGAUGGCUAAACUUAAUACUCAUUUAUUUAUUUAUUUUUUCUAGCAAAUGAAUAAAAAAAAAUAUAAAAAAAUGUACCUCUUAGAUAUUAAGUUGCUUGUGAUAUAUUUUGUAUAUUUUUGAGCAAAUAUACCUAUAUUUAUUUGUGGUAAA
Molecule: messenger RNA, 2319 nt
Organism: Galleria mellonella (greater wax moth)
Lineage: Eukaryota; Metazoa; Arthropoda; Insecta; Lepidoptera; Pyralidae
Product: pro-resilin-like
Exons: 7
Coding region: 156-1559 (467 amino acids)
Biological process (GO): positive regulation of transcription by RNA polymerase II
Cellular component (GO): RNA polymerase II transcription regulator complex
Molecular function (GO): transcription coactivator activity
Source: RefSeq, a predicted model, not a curated record